AUGGCGAAUCGCUUCAUUCUGCCCUCGUCGCCCGUGGUUCGAUGCCAAGAUCGAUUUGACCUUCUUGGCUCCGACGAGGACGAAGUGCCCUUUUGGGACCUGCUUACGGCGAUCUUGACUAGUAAAUCGGAUCCCAUACAUGAAAUUGCCUCACUUCUGGAUGCGCUGGAGAGUAUUGCUAUCUCUCUGAGAGGAUCGCUGCUAAAUGGAAAUUACGAUACGCUUCACGAGUUUUUCACCUUGUAUCUCCGAGAUGCAGUUCGUCAUGACCAGUUUUUCACCAAUUCCUGGCCAUUUCUCGUAGAUUUGGCCCUGGAAAUGCCCACCCUGUUUCCCGAUGGUACUUUACCAUCUCUCUCAGCGUCACAGGAUGAUAAUGGAAGGUCCACGGCUACUUUUUCUCGACGACAAAUUGCCUGUCUGGUAGUCCAUCAAUUUCUCUGCUCUUUACCCCCACAUCCUUGGGAUACGGAAUCAUUCGUCGAUUUACAGCCCUGGUACAUUCAAUCAAACACAUCUCAUCCAGGCGCUGUUCAUGCAUACCUGACAGCAUUAUUCACAUACCUUGAGCACCUUCAACAGCCAAUACAAGGUCACACUUCCCGAAUUGACUCGUCAAUAGAAGAGUGGCCCGUCACAUUUACACUCAGAUCGAUUGGAAGCAAUGAGGUAGAUCAGAUACUCGAGAACGAGGCGUCAAGCACUUAUCUUUCCUCGACAUCCAUCGAGAUAUGCCAUCUGGAAGAAUCACAAACGAAACCCACCUAUCUUGGUUUCCCUGACGGUGCAUGUGUGAUCUCAGCAAACAAAUGCUUUGGUUACGGUCCGACAGGUACACAAGAAGAGUUGCACGUUGGCAUUUCCCCAGAAUCCUACCCUGCCGUCCUCCUCACUCGUCCGUUAUCCGAUAACCAGGUUCUGAUUUGCCAGGGUGCAGAGCCAAUGGUCUCUAUAAAAGGGUACGGCAGAGAUGCAAGACUGGAUCAAACCCUGCCAUCUUCUAUCUCUACCCCUGAAGACAUCUACCGCUGGAAAGAUCGAACAAUGCUUUUCAUGGACGCUCUGGAAAUGGAUAUCAUUGGUGUAGAUACCAAUGCUUUCAUUCCAGACAUUCACCCUCUCACACGACUAUCCAGGGACAUGAUUCUAAAGGCAUACAAUGCCUUCCACAGUGAUGCGCAACCCUACAGUCAUAUCGUGACCGGCCUCUGGGGCUGUGGGGCGUUUGGCGGAAACAAGUACGUUAAGUGCCUUCUACAGUGGUGCGCGGCGAGCCUGGCUCAGGUUCCCGCUCUCAGAUUUGUCUUUGCCGGGUCCGGGCAACAGGAAUUUGCAGAGGAAUUUGCGCGGUUCGCACUAAGAUUGACGGGUAAGCAUGUCACAGCGAGACAGGUCUUUGAAGCUUUGGCUGCGAUGAAAGAUUUCGGCGAUAAGGUCAGCGCGCAUGGUGUUUUUGAUUACAUGGGAAAUCAGCUUGGUAUUAAAUACAAGAAUUGA
Messenger RNA from Penicillium brasilianum, 1497 nucleotides. NCBI's taxonomy places the organism in Eukaryota, Fungi, Ascomycota, Eurotiomycetes, Eurotiales, Aspergillaceae. The record is from the annotation of a GenBank genome assembly.